AUGAGUUGCUUCAAACUCCCCUUGGGUUUAUGCUCCGAAAUUGAAAGUCUUAUAAGGAAGUUUUGGUGGGGUCAGAAAGGAGACAGGAGGAAGAUUCAUUGGGUUAAGUGGGAAACUCUAUGCCUUCCAAAAUUUGAAGGGGGUAUGGGCUUCAAAGACUUGGCCCUCUUCAAUGAUGCACUAUUAGCCAAACAAGCAUGGAGACUUUUGCACAACCAGAAUUCCCUAUUUUAUCAAGUCUUCAAAUCAAAGUUCUUUCCGGAUUACUCGUUUAUGGAGGCUUCAGAUUCUCAUUCAGGUUCCUAUGCUUGGCAAAGUAUCCUAAAAGGGCCUGAAGUUUUGUUGAAAGGUGCUAAAUGGAGAGUAGGAAGUGGGGAGUCCAUUAAUGUGUGGCUGGAUGCUUGGCUGCCAUCAUUGGAUCACCCACGGAUUCAAUCUCCAAUUGUUGAAGGUUUUGAGGAUAUCAAAGUCCACGAUCUCAUUGAUCCGGUGACACACAGUUGGGAUGACUCUCUAAUACAUGGACUAUUCAAUACACAGGAGUUCUUAGCAAGUGAAGGGCUCAACAAUUGGUCUCCUAGGCACUCAGAUCGUAACAGUGAGUUGUGGAAGCUGAUUUGGGGUCUUGAUGUCCCAAACAAAGUCAAAAACUUUGUAUGGAGGUCAGGUAAGGAUGCUAUUCCAGUGAAGGCAAACUUGCGGAGGAGGAAAAUCUUAAAUGAAGGCACAUGUGAUCACUGUGGGCAAGAGGCAGAAUCGGUCUUACAUGCAAUAUGGGAGUGCUCAAAGCUUAACCCAAUUUGGGACGCCAUUCCAAAGUUCUCUUUCCGUCAAGUUCACUCAUUUGCAGAUAUAAAAGAGUUGAUCCUCUAUGUCUCAAAUGUAAGUAAUAAGGUGGAAUUAAUGGUGGUCAUUAUGUGGAACAUUUGGUUCCGCAGAAAUCAGUUGAGAGUGAGCAACAAAGAUCACCCAAUAUCGCAGGUGAUUCCAACUUCUCAUCAAGCCUUACUGGACUAUCAACGGUCAAGCAACAUGCAGCGAACUCAGAGGGUUAACCCACCACCAAACCGAGUUGCAUGGACCCUUCCACCUGAUGGUUGUGUAAAAAUCAAUUUCGACGGAGCAACAUUCAAUGACAUAAACUAG
Messenger RNA from Quercus robur (English oak), 1146 nucleotides. RefSeq lists its product as uncharacterized. The transcript has 2 exons. The record is from RefSeq and is a predicted model, not a curated record. The coding region runs from base 1 to 1146 and encodes 381 amino acids. Lineage: Eukaryota; Viridiplantae; Streptophyta; Magnoliopsida; Fagales; Fagaceae.